Anoplophora glabripennis (Asian longhorned beetle) is the source of this 2353-nucleotide messenger RNA. RefSeq names its product dnaJ homolog subfamily C member 2. Bases 210 to 2129 code for a protein of 639 amino acids. NCBI's taxonomy places the organism in Eukaryota, Metazoa, Arthropoda, Insecta, Coleoptera, Cerambycidae. The record is from RefSeq and is a predicted model, not a curated record. The transcript has a single exon. Gene Ontology annotation, biological process: 'de novo' cotranslational protein folding; regulation of translational fidelity. Gene Ontology annotation, cellular component: cytosol. Gene Ontology annotation, molecular function: Hsp70 protein binding; ribosome binding.
AAAAAGUCACUUUCCUUUUUAAUUUGGCAAUUUUGACGUACGCCAUGCGGGAUGUUCCGUUUCUUUUACAAAUUGUAUUAAGUGUUAUAAGUAUUAAUUUCGAUUAAAACAGUGCCAGAAGAGAUUAAUUGUUUUUGUAAAAAAGUCUGUAACCCCGAGUUAAAUAGCAAGUCUCAGCUACAGAUUGAAGGUUAUGGUUUAUCAUUAAAAUGGGAGAAGUCAAGAUAACGAAAAAUAGCAGUUGUAAAAUUGUAGCAGUACGAUAUAGAUUUAUAUUCGAAAAUAUAGGAGGUGGAGAACCACAACUUCAGUUUUUACCUCAUCCUGUUGUAGUACAGAAAGUCGAUGUUCCAAAAAAGGAAGAAGAAAAUAAGGAACCAAAAGAGGAAGAAUUGUUAUCUGAAAAUGUAGAAUAUGAAGAUGAUGUUGAGUACUUGCGGAGCUUGGAUCCCAAGGAAUGGAAAAAUCAAGACCAUUAUAAAGUACUUGGGAUAGGUAGUCUGAGAUUCAAAGCAACUGAAGACAUUAUUAAAACUGCAUAUAGGAAAAAGGUAUUGAAACACCAUCCUGACAAAAGAAAAGCUUUAGGAGAAGAAGUUAAGGCUGAUGAUGAUUAUUUUACUUGUAUAACAAUGGCAUAUGAAACCCUAGGUAAUGUUAACCGAAGAAGGGCCUAUGAUUCAGUAGAUCCAGAAUUUGACAAUAAUUUACCCAGUUCUAGCGAUUUGAAGAGGGAUUUCUAUGAAGUAUUUUCUUAUUAUUUUAAUUUAAAUUCUCGGUGGUCAGAAAAAUCAAGAGUUCCCAAAAUAGGCAAUUCUAAUUCAAGUAGAGAAGAAGUAGAACAUUUUUAUUCAUUUUGGUACGAUUUCAAGUCAUGGCGUGAAUAUUCUUAUGAAGAUGAGGAAGAUAAAGAUAAAUGCCAAGAUCGAGAAGAAAGGAGAUACGUAGAUAAAUUAAAUAAAGCAGAACGACUUCGAAAGAAAAAAGAGGAAAUGUCUAGAAUACGACAGUUGGUAGAUUUAGCUUAUAAUAAUGAUCCUAGAAUAGCCAAAUUUAAGCAGGAUGAUAAGGAAAAGAAAUUGGCUGCAAAGAGAGCAAAACAGAGUGCCGCCCAAGCAAAGAAGGAGGAAGAAGAACGUUUGUUAAAGGAAAUGCAAUUAGCGAAAGAACAGGCUGAAGCUGCAGAAAAAGCCAGAAUUGAAGCUAAAAGACAAGAACGGGAAGCCCAAAAGAAGGCUAUUAAGAAAGAACGCAAAACCCUACGUGAUAUUUGUAAAUCAAACAAUUACUAUGCAGAUAGCAAUGAACAAAAUUUAGCACAUAUGACAGCAGUUGAGGCAAUCUGUGAAAGAUUGUCUUUAAUUGAAUUAGAAGAACUUAAUAGAAACAUCAAAAAUAUUGGGAAGUCAGCUUUUCUGAAAGCCUUAAAAGAAAACGAAGUCCGUGAGGAGCAAGAGCGAUUGGCGGUUCUCGAUGCAGCUAAACAAAAGAAUAAUACUAUAGAGAACAAAACCGCUGCAGUUGUUAAAAUGACGCCAGAGUGGAAUGAAAAUAAUAUCCAGUUGUUAGUGAAAGCCGUAAACUUAUUUCCUGCUGGAACAAAUCAGAGGUGGGAAGUUGUAGCAAAUUUUAUUAAUCAACAUGGCACUUUUAGUGAGAAUAAUAGUAAAUUCAAUGCAAAGUUGGUUCUUGCCAAGGCUAAAGAUUUGCAAAAUACGGAUUUUUCCAAAAAUAAUCUUAAAGAGGUAGCAAAUAAACAAGCAUUUGAUAACUUUAAAAAAGAUAAGAAAAAUGUUUUGAACAUCGAUGAAACGGGAAUAUCUAAGAAGUUGGAUGGCGUUAGCCUUAAUGGAGACGCUGACAUAAAACCAACGAGUGGGGUUAAGAAAACGUCCUCUAACGGAGAUAUAAAGGUGCCAACUAAAACAGAAUUGCCCUGGACGACAUCUGAACAGCAACUGUUGGAACAAGCCUUGAAAACUUAUCCUUCAUCUACUCCAGAAAGGUGGGAUAGGAUUGCCGAGUGUAUUCCUAACAGAACAAAAAAGGAGUGUAUGAAGAGAUACAAAGAACUCGUAGAAACAGUGAAAGCAAAAAAAGCAGCCCAAGCAGCUUUAGCUUCUAAAUGAUAGCGUGAACAUUUAGUUACUUAAAAUUGAUAUUUAUUUCUUUUUAACAAUAAUUAAUUAUGCUCCCUGACAUGAUUACAUUGCAACAACAAAGCAAAUUUAGUACAUUGUGAAGCCUUUGUUAAUUAUACUUGAUCUUUUCACGGUGUCUACAUUAAAUUACCCUUGUCUGACAUAUUCUUCUAUAUUGCAAAAUGUUUUUAAAAUAUAUUCUUCAUCUUGUA